This is a messenger RNA of Mytilinidion resinicola, 1992 nucleotides long. RefSeq names its product DUF155-domain-containing protein. The record is from RefSeq and is a predicted model, not a curated record. The transcript has 3 exons. The coding region runs from base 121 to 1704 and encodes 527 amino acids. NCBI's taxonomy places the organism in Eukaryota, Fungi, Ascomycota, Dothideomycetes, Mytilinidiales, Mytilinidiaceae.
CCGCAAUUCACCACUCCAAUGCUCGACUACGCAAAACCCGCCUUCCGAUCACCCUCGCCCUCGUAGCGUGUAGGGUGCCCUUCGCAUCGCUGUCGACUUCCAGCAUCCUACGAUCCGGCUAUGGCGUCGUCCUCAGCCACUGAAAGCACGCCGCUGAUCUCCUCACUGGCCCAUCUCCAGCCUUCGAGCCAGCCCAUUUCCCCCAAGCCGCAACGGAACGUGACAUUUAGUUCUACCGUCUUAAGCAGCAGCCCUACUCCCCAGCCUACGCCCUUACGGCCAUCCUCGCACUUCCCCGUGGCCUCCGCCGUGUCCACAGUGCCUAGCCAUCAUGGCGGGCAGCCAAUGCUAUCAACCCUCAACAGCAGGCUUCGAAGGCGAAACAGUUCAGGAGCGCCUGCCAUGACACCUCAUGUCCCCGCCCCCAAGCUCGGUCCCCAGAGAACAACAAGGAUUGUCCAGAAGCUGAAGCUUUUGCCGGAUCCGGAACACGGCGAAGAUGGGCCUGAUGAAGAAAGCGGGAGAGACGUCUAUGCCCAAUAUACUCGCAUAAAGGAUCCUACCGCCCGGCGAGAUGCUGCGCGGCUCGGUAAGGCAGAUCGAGAACGCCUGCCGAGAGUCACUGCAUACUGUACAGCAGGUUCCUACCGGAUGGACGACCUGAUGCGAUUUCUGAAAGGAAAAGCUAAGCUAAGAGGUGCUCUUCCGAAACUCUUCGACGAGUGUAUAUACACGCCGUAUAAUUAUAAUCACUCAAAAGCACCAGACGUGCACGCCGCCAGCUCCAGCUCGCAAGAGGACUUCCCUCCACAGGAACGACAACGUCGGUUUUCAGACAGCGCCAUUGAGGUGGAAGCUCACAGCGAGCAUAGACGGGACCUAGUAGACCUGCACACGCAGGGCGGAGACAUAACUUUGGACAAUGGAGAGAGUUCGGUCCCAAACCACACGGCGUUGGAGAUGGAACAGCCAUCGGAACCUACGUUGGAUACCCUAGACUUUGAUACGCAAGUGCAUACGCCGGAGGUAUUCCUAUUUGAUUAUGGCACAGUGGUUAUCUGGGGGAUGACACUAUUGCAAGAACAACGAUUUCUAAAGGAAAUUGCCAAGUUUGAGGGCGAAAAGCUUGGUAAGGACGACGUGCAGACGGAAGAUUUCAACUUUUAUUAUACCCGGGAGUACCAAGCGAGAAUCUACAACGACUUUAUCAGCUUGAGAGACAAGAAGAACUACAUGACAAAGCUGGCCAUUAGUCAUGCAUUGUCGCAGAGUGUCAAGACUUCAUUAUAUGAGGACCUUGUAGACAACACCAUUGAAACAACCAAAGACAUACCUUCGCAAAUUGCGGCAUCUGGGACAAUCAAUCUCAACAAGAAGCAAAUCAACAUGCAAAUCGGCGAAUUGUUCAUUUUGAGGAUUAACAUCCAUUUGCAAGGCUCCGUGUUGGACGCCCCUGAACUGAUGUGGGCCGAGCCGCAGCUGGACCCGAUAUACCAGGCUGUCCGUAGCUACCUGGAGAUGGACCAGAGAGUUGGGCUACUCACAGAACGACUCAAUGUCAUUGGGGAUCUGCUUGCUGUCCUAAAAGACCAACUUACUGUGACACAUGGCGAGUUGCUUGAAUGGAUUGUCAUUAUUCUUAUCUUUGCCGAGAUCGUCGUCGCUGCGAUCAACAUCUUCGUCGAUUUAAAUGCCGCCGAUUGAUAACAUGGACCCGAUGCCUCCCUUUGUAAAUAUCCUGUCUUUCUUCUAUAUCAAAUGGGGGUUGCCUGGGGGUUGCAGUGGCGCCAGGUGUUGCAAAUUAGCAGGCGUUGGCUCUCAGCCUGUCAUCUGUGUACCUGAACGCCACCUAGGCCUAGUAGCCGGCUCCGUUCUUGAUGCGGUUUAUUGUGAGAUUGAUCGAAGAAGAUAGUAAUAGAGCAAUGGAGAUAUUGUGCUCCAGAACGAAUGAUUCAAGACUUCUAUCACGGUAAAUGUCAAAUCCACUUGCAG